AAAAAAACAAAACAAAAAAAAAAAGUCUUAAAAACACAGAGGAAGACCAUGAUACUCCUUUCUGACCGUGAAGGGUGACCUCCGAAUCCCUUGUCUUGUUCAAAUGCAUUGCAGGGUUUUCAUUUUCCUUACAUCUUGAAUAGACUACACAUUCUUACGACUCGGCACUUUCGAACGGGAUGAUUGGUUUCUCAUCAGCAGUUGGUUACACCACAUCUGCAUUUCAGAGAGCAUGCUACGUUAUGUUGUCGAGUCGUUUCUUUUCAGCGUGCUUAUGUUGGGUAAUUGCUAGAGAUGGGACAUUACACCGAAAACGGUAUGGAUGUCCGGCUACGAUCGUUAUAAUAUCUGAGUUUUCCCCUUUUUGGCCACAAAAGGGUGUGCGCUUUGGGUUGUCAUUGCAGUGGUGGAAUUCCGCCGGCCUGCUUUUCUCGCUUUCUCUAUGGAUGAGGGUUGGUCAGCGUUAUGGUGCUUCUGGUCAUCUUGUGCUAUUGCAAUUUUCCGACAGGCUAUAUUUAACGACCAUGAUGAGACGAAUUUCCUUUUACGAGUUUUUAUACUGCUGUGGCUUGUUCUCCAUUCAUGCAUCAAGGGCCAGUAGGCCCUGGGUUCUGUUAGUGUUUUAUGUAUGGGUUUAUUCUAAAAGAAAAAUACUAUAGGGUUUCAAAAUUCA
Aspergillus caelatus is the source of this 673-nucleotide messenger RNA. RefSeq lists its product as uncharacterized. The record is from RefSeq and is a predicted model, not a curated record. The transcript has a single exon. Bases 180 to 659 code for a protein of 159 amino acids. Lineage: Eukaryota; Fungi; Ascomycota; Eurotiomycetes; Eurotiales; Aspergillaceae.